AAUUAUCUUUGUUUAAAGUCCACAAUCCAUGAUUGAUGUACAUGUAGUUUGCCGUAUCAGUGGCACCGUGGUGUAAUUGCCACAAAGUGUCAAACAAGGGCUACCGUACUUCAUGAUAAACAAUGUGUUAAUGUGAUGUGAAAUUAGAAUUGGUGAAGGGUGAGCAUAAGGAGAUAGUAUUGGCUGUUAGAACACACUAGUGAUAUCAACAUAUGACUAUUCUCUAUUCAAAUUGCAAUGGAUGACGCCAUUGGACAUCUACAUAUCUAUGUCAAAACAACCAUAUUUGUGUUAACAACGCUAGAAUGUGGUGUACAGGGAGCUGGACAUAAUCAAUCUCCUGUAUACAGAUUCCCUGUCACGAGAGUAUCAGCGUGUCCUCAAGACAGCACUGCAUGGAAGCUUGCCUCCGAACGACGAAACUGUACACAAGACGAAUCUUCCAGGAACAGAUAUAUAUGUGUGCCAAAUGAGAAUAAAACACAUCUUCUGGAAUUCUGCUAUGAUCAAAUACGACCAAGAGUUCAAGAAGGUAAUUGUCUUGAGUUGAGAGGAAAAGGGAUCCUAAAUCAAAUCAAAUGUCACAGAUUCAAAGAUGGUUGUCCGCAAAUAUCUUAUUUUGCAGACGAAAUAUAUACUUAUCCAGAGUGUUUGAACAUAGACAUAAAAUUGAGGUGUUUCAUUGCCGAUCCGGAAUGCAAACCAUCACCAAGGAUGACGAACAGGGAUGAAUCACAAGAAAAUACCAUCAUUAACCUUACUCAUCAUGUAACGUCGGACAUGACUAGCAGCAUCAUUCUAGUAAUUGUUAUUGGAUUUUUCAUUGUGUAUUUCGCACAUCGAAUGUGGAGAAGGCUUAAAAAAGGACAAGUCAACACUCAGGAAACGACAGUCUUACUGGAAGAUGUCCAGGAGCCGAAAAGUGAUACCAUACAGCACGCUAAAAGAUGCACUCCAGUCCUUAUAUCAGCUGCAAAUGAUGGAAAUUUGAACUUGGUCAGAUCGCUCCUAAAGGAAGGUUCAAAUGUAAACAUAUGUGAUGAAUACAAACAAACUGCUCUCCACUUAGCUGCCCUUUCAGGACAUCUACAAAUCGUAAAGGAAUUAAUAGAUAAUGGAGCAGAGGUCGAUGUUGAAGACCAAGACAAAAAUACUCCUUUAAUUUUUGCAGCUCGUCAGAAGUAUUUUGAAAUUGUUCAAGAACUAAUUAACCAUGGAGCCAAUGUAAACGCAUCCAAUAACUCCAAGAAAACGCCUCUUUACUGUGCUGCAAAAAGAGGAUAUUACAGUAUAGUCGAAUAUCUACUACAAUAAGGUGCAGAUGUUAACUACUGUACAGCCAAAAAUAGAUCGCCUCUUUUUCGAGCAGCUAAGCGAAAUCAUUACGACGUAGUUUUAUGUUUGACUAAUCAUGGAGCAGAUGUCAAUAUCCGUGAUUUUGAAAAAGAAUCGGCAUUAAGUCACGCUGUCCAAAAGGGGCAUGUGGAAAUAGCCCAAGAACUUCGUAACAAAGGGGCCAUAUUUGAUGACUAAGACAUUAGAAUGUAUAGUUUUAAUCUGUCAGUCAAUUCUUGUUGUAACUAUACUGAAAACGAAAGUAUAAUAUUCUUCAAAUAUACCCUCUCCCAGUUAUAGUUUAGAAGUAAAACAACAGUAACAAAAGUACUCUGUGCUUUCUGUUUAACCUUUCAUCUGCUAAACACACUCUGUUUGCCAAAUUCAUCGUGAUGCUGCAAUGUAACUGUAUGAAUUAAAUUUCGUUUUUACGAUAUCAAUUGUACAAAUAGUUCCCAAAAACAUCAUAGAAAGCAUGGUUUUUUUUUUGGGGGGGGUGCAUCUUUUUUAAAUAUUUCUCCCUUGAUUUAAACGCAUAACAAGAUAUAUAUCACCUUUGAUUUUUAAGUUGGAAGAUGGUCGAACUACCAUGAAUCAACUUAAUUUUCCCCGGUUUGUUUGUCUGAGCAUGUCCAGUUUCACUUUAGAUUGAAAGAAAAAUAAUCUCUCGAUUCACUGACGAGUCGUUUUUUUUUCCCGAAGAUUCGUCACUUGCAGCACCUGGCGUGAAAUUCCACGGAUUGAUUAAAUUUCCCUCAGAAACCGUGGUUGUCUCUCUGAACAUGCCUAUGUCAUAUGAAUUUCACAACGAAGAGUUUCUACGGUCAACUUGUGUUUGUACGAAUAAAUUUAAAGAGUGGAAAUGAAAGACAUUAUGUAGAACAACAAUGAAGAGAUGUAUUAAUCUCUGUCCGCAAAUAAUAGCAAAUCACAAAUACCUCCAGUAUUAAGAAUGUAUAACACACCUUAUAAAAUUGUUAUAGGUGAAAAUUAAGUAUAUAUGUUAAGGAUGUAUAACACAUCUUAUGGAUAUAUGUAGUAUCCUAUUGAAAUUUCCUUGCAGCAUCACGAGAAAAACACUUGCAUGCAUCGACUUCAUGAGCUUAAGUACAUAUUACCAGUUCAAUGCUUUGAAAACCCUCUUAUCAAUAAAAUAUUUAAUUGUAAUUAUCUAAUUAUGUAAUUUUAUGUAUAUGGAAUAUAUGUGAUUUACGUCCUUCCAAAGUAUACUUAUUAGUCCUUAAUCGAUUAGUGUGUUGUUACAGAAAUGACAAGUGUUAUAGGAAAGGUGAAGAUAACGAACAGUGAACAAUCUCAUAACGCCUAUAAACUACACAAAAUAGAAAGUUGAGCAAACACAGAGCCCUGGACACACCAGAGGUGGGAUCAGGUGUCAGGUGUUAUAGACAAUUUUAUUUUACACAUAAUAGAUGCAUUUUAUAUAAAUAAAGUUUGCGUACGUUUUUAUCUCGUUCAUAUUGCGGUACCCAUUAACACUUACUUAUCACAAUAUAGCGGUAAAACCAUGCAUCUCUACAUAUGUUAUGUACAACGUAUGUAAAAAGCAUGAGUGGGCGUGUUUGAUCGAAGGGACUGAUUCGAUAGCAGUCAUGUCUGGCCCUGACAAUUACAUAUUCUUUGACUGAUUAAUUCAUUGUAUCUCACGUUGUUUAACGUCUCGCUCGAGAAUUGUUCAUUCAUAUGGAGACGUCAUCAAGACCGGUGAAGGGCUUCAAAUUUAGGCCUAUGCUCGGCGCUUAUGGCCAUUGAGCAGUGAGGGUUCUUUAGUGUGCCACACCUACUUUGACACGGGUCAUCCGUUUUUAAGGUCAUCUCCGAGGACAUUCACAUAUGAUCCCGAGCGUUUGGCGAUGGAACUGUCACUACCUGUUUUAACAAAUUGGGUCUGUAACGGCCGGGAUUCGAACCUCGGCCUUGUUACGGCACAUUUGGUCGUUUUGGCACGUUUGGUCGUUUUGGCACAUUUGGUCGCCGGCGACCAUUCGUGCCGCACGUAUCGUCGCCGGGCGACCGAACGUGCCGUGGGGGUGGACACGAUUUGUCGCCAAUUUUAGGCCAUACCCGAGCACGAAUAGUCGCCACCCAAGCUCCAAUUCCAAAACCCCAAAUUUGUUUUUCUCUCCCUCCUCCCCCUCUUCCUCCUCCAGUACCUAUUCUCCUUCCUUCUCUUUCUCAUUUCUAAUCCUCCUCCACCUUCUCCACAUCCGUCUCCAUUUCAUCUGGUUUGAUCAAACCGAACGAGCCUUUUGAAUUUGGCUGGUAAUAGCUAAAAGGGGGAUAUGACGCUUUACAAUAGCCUUCGAUUAACAAUCAGAUGCUAAUGAAUGCUCCCUAGAAAAAUCCGUUUCGAAACAGCUCUUCAAACCUUUGACAUGUUUCAAGUGUGCAGAGAAUCUUGCAUUUCAUUAAUGUGGCGCAAAGGGGUAGGACUACAAGAGGAGAGAGUGCACGAAACAUGGCAUGGAUAUACCCACAAAACUGUAGUAUUCCUCCACAAACGCCUACUUUUCAACAAUUCAGAAUUGACCCCGCACUGCCCCUGCAUGCAAUCUUUCUCUCCCUCUCUCACACACACUCACGCAAACACAGUCUCUCUCUCUCUCUCUCUCUCUCUCUCUCUCUCUCUCUCUCUCUUGCACACCAAAUUAUAAAACAGAGAGAAAGAAAUAAUGGUUCUAUUUUGAGAGAGUCAAUUUCAUGUAUGAAUAGUGCUUCAUACCUAUGAAGUUGCAAAUUGAUAGAUUUGCUUACUUCACCUGUUCAAUUUGAUGCGUACUUUGUAAAAGUACCAAUUCUGUAGCUAUUUCGUACAUUUUACUCCAUGCUUAUCGCUUGUACAGUAGUUGGCUUAAAGUCCUUUUUUUAUGUUGUUCAUUAUGUACUGAUGAAUUUCUUUUUUUACAUUAAGUUAACAAAUAUAGGUGGUAAAAUGAUGUUCAUGAAUAUUAUGUUCACUAAAAUUAAAACUGCACGCAGUGUUGUUUAUGCCGAAUCUAAAGAUUUCAUUUUCUUAUCAAACCAUGACAAAAGGUAGUACUUGCUUGUAUUUCACUCUGUGUGCUCACGUGUAUUUGUAUGUGUGAUUGCGAACUCAUACUUUUCAGGAUGUAUGUCACGACAUAUUUAUAUUUAUUACUUUAUAAAUGUAUCUUAUACAAUC
This is a messenger RNA of Ostrea edulis (European flat oyster), 4516 nucleotides long. Its product is annotated as E3 ubiquitin-protein ligase HACE1-like. Gene Ontology annotation, molecular function: protein binding. NCBI's taxonomy places the organism in Eukaryota, Metazoa, Mollusca, Bivalvia, Ostreida, Ostreidae. The coding region runs from base 238 to 1314 and encodes 358 amino acids. The transcript is spliced from 7 exons. The record is from RefSeq and is a predicted model, not a curated record.